Molecule: messenger RNA, 477 nt
Organism: Rotaria sp. Silwood2
Lineage: Eukaryota; Metazoa; Rotifera; Eurotatoria; Philodinida; Philodinidae
Source: the annotation of a GenBank genome assembly
AUGUAUGUUGGUGUUGAUCUGAAUCAUAUAGUAUCUGGUCCAAAGAAAUAUUCGACUGUAGCUGUUGUAGCACCAACCGAUGAUAUACCGAAUCGUUAUUUUAAAGAAAUUUACGUACAGGAACGAUUACCCGAAGAACGAAGUCAAAGUAGAAAAUAUGUUGAUCAACAUCACGGUUAUUCACCAAAAGGGAUUGUUAUCUAUCGUGAUGGAGUCUCAGAUAGUGAAUUUGAUACUGUAUUCUACAACGAACUCAAGGGAAUACGAGAGGCUUGUGUUGAGUUAUCACGCGUCUACCGACCUUAUCUUACUUAUAUUGUGGUAAAUAAAAGACAUCAUACAAGAAUAUUUCCGGAUGAUUUAAAUAGCAACGUUCCAGCUGGUACUGUUGUUGAUUCACAUGUUAUUACUAAUCCUACAACUUAUGACUUCUUUUUAAAUAGUCAUCAUGAAAAUAAAGUAAAUAAAAUCAUUUAA